AUGACAAGACGAUACCGCCUUGGCCCCCCCCGUCCCCUCUCUUCUGCGUUCUCCUCCUGCAAUUUGCUUGCUUUGGCUCUUCUGGCUUGCUUCUUCUUCUUCUUCUUCGCUUCUUCUCUUCUUCUUCUUCCUCUUCCUUCUCCGCCUGGGCUCUUUUUAAUCUUCACGCUGUCUCUGCUCUUCUUCUUCUUCUUCUUGUCUUCUUCUUCUGCUUCUCUGUUUCACUCCCUUCCGCGCUGUUUCUCCCUGCCUGCGACGUGUUUGCACGCUCAGAGCUUCACCCAAAGCUCGCCCAAAAAACCUCCAAUCCUGCAGGCCAACUUCGACCUCCGCCCGGCCUCACGCCUUCACGAUGGACUCCGAGCCAUCGCCAAAGCCGCACCGCCCAUCCUCGAAACUACACAAGCAGCCGCCCAGCUUCCUCCAGCAGUCCUCCUCCUCGUCCUCCUCCAGCCCGCUCUCCUCCCUCAGCAACCUCACCUCGCCAUGGCCCGCGAGAGAGACCACUCCCGCACACGCUCGAGUAACUUUGCCUCCUCGUCGGCCUCCGUGGACCAGCUGGCGGGCGGUGUCGUCAGUGGUGGUGGUGGUGGUCUUGGUGGUCCUCCUGGGCCCAGUCCGGUCAACGGCGUCGACUUUGGGCGCUUACAGUUGGUCCAGAACAACACGCACACGCCGAACAUCAACAACAACAUCAUCAACAACAACAACAACAACAACACACAGAUUAUGCAGAACGGGAGAGUCUCGAGUUCUACGGGCGAAGAGGAUGACAUUCCCUCGACAUCUCACAGCAACGCCAACAACAGCGGUAACGAGAUGACAGAAGAAACGAUGGUGCCCAGCCGGCCCCCCAUGCCGCACAGCUACAGAUCCAGUCCGGAGGUCUCGCCUAGCCUCAACAACUCCGCUGGGUUUGGACCCUCUCCCGCCACCACCCCCGGGGCGGGUAUUGCGACCUCGAUUCCGCUCAAUCGGCACUCAGACGAAGCGUCGAGCUCACCCGCCAAUCCCAACAAUGUGCACAGCAGUACCACUGGCAGCGGGAGCGGCGGCGGCGGCGGUGGUGGAGGAGGAGGGGGCAGCAGGCUCUCGCUGAGCAGGAAGAAGACCGGCUUCAGCAACUUCGUCAACAGCAUGCUGGGCUCGCCGAGGAAUAUCAAGAUCUCUGCGCCAGAGAACCCGGUGCAUGUCACUCACGUUGGCUUUGACAACCAGACUGGACAGUUCACUGGUCUACCAAAAGACUGGCAACGCAUGCUGCAGGAGUCCGGCAUCUCAAAGAAAGAACAAGAACAGCAUCCACAGACAAUGGUUGAUAUCAUGAAGUUCUAUGAAAAGAACGCUGCUGGCCGUGACGACGAAGGUGUCUGGCACAAGUUUGACAACGCUAGACUGGCAGACCACUAUCAUCACCACCAUGAGCAGGUCACUCCUCUUGCUACCAGUCCUGGUAUCACAUCUCCGAGGUUCCCGCAGAACCACGAAGGAAGCUUUGAGAAUCCCCGCGCACCGCCUCCCAUUCCUCGACAGACUCCCCUCGCCAGUCCACCGCCACCUGCUCCUCCAACUUCGUCGUCUGCUCCGUCAUCGUCUACGCCUAUCUCGGCCCCGUCCGCUCCAGCAUCCGGAUGGGUCCCCAAUCGAGCAGCUCCAAAGGCUCCUAGACCACCGCCACAGCCAUUGAUCACUCCUACCAGUGCUGGCGCCUCUUCUCUCCCCUUUGGUGUCCAGACCAUACCAGAGUCUGCUCCCUUGCAAUCGACCCCCACGCCGACAACUACUCCGCCAGCCACGGCUAGGAGUCGCUCGAAUUCCAAUGCCAACGGCGGGAUUAGUCCCGGUGGUUUGUCUCGAAAGCCUUCUACGGCAAUUACUUCACCCGCUGUUUACCAGCAGAUGCAGGAGCAGGCCAUUACCGCUGCUCAGCAAGCCAUUACCAACAAGCAGAUCGAGCGGUCCAGGAGCAUGAGACAGCAGCAGCAGGCUCAACAACAGCAACAACAACAACAACAACAACAACAAAUGAAUGAGCCGUCUCCUAUCGACUACACGGCUCCGGAUGGGAAUUACCCCCAAAUCCAAUCCCAGAACUACCCCCUACAACACGCCCAGGGUCCCCGAGUCGUUCCAGCCCCUGUCCCAGUUCCAGCACACGCCCCUGUGCCAGGGUCAGCCCAGAUCCAUCCGCAACAGCAGCAACAAAUGCCACUUCCUCCCGGGGCCUCCGCUCGUCCGCGUGUCCGCCCCCGCCAGCCCCCUACCCCCACGAUCGACAUUCGCGCCCGUCUCAACACCAUCUGCACCACUGGCGAUCCCACCCGCAAAUAUCGCAACCUCCACAAAAUCGGCCAAGGAGCGUCUGGUGGUGUUUACACUGCCUACGAGAUCGGCACAAACCACUGCGUAGCCAUCAAGCAGAUGAACCUUGAAUUGCAGCCCAAGAAGGAUCUUAUCAUCAAUGAGAUCUUGGUCAUGAAGGAGAGCAAACACAAGAACAUCGUCAAUUACAUGGACUCGUUCCUGCACGGCGGAGACCUCUGGGUCGUCAUGGAGUACAUGGAGGGAGGCAGCUUGACGGACGUGGUUACUUUUAACAUCAUGACUGAGGGACAGAUCGCUGCCGUUUGUCGGGAGGUCCUGCAUGGUCUCCAGCAUCUGCAUUCAAAGGGCGUCAUUCACCGAGACAUCAAAUCAGAUAACAUCCUUCUCUCCCUCGAAGGCAAUAUCAAACUAACCGACUUCGGCUUCUGUGCACAAAUAAACGAUGCCCACCACAAACGUAACACAAUGGUCGGAACGCCCUACUGGAUGGCUCCCGAAGUAGUCACUCGCAAAGACUACGGUAGGAAAGUGGACAUCUGGUCUCUGGGCAUCAUGGCCAUCGAGAUGAUCGAAGGUGAACCACCGUAUCUCACCGAGUCGCCACUCAGAGCACUCUACCUGAUCGCCACGAAUGGAACUCCUGCCAUCAAGGACGAGCAAAACCUCUCGCCUGUCUUUAGAGAGUUCUUGGGCAUGGCGCUGAAAGUGGAUGCAGAGAAACGGGCUUCAGCGCAUGAUUUACUCAAGAUGCCGCCGCAUAGUAUGAGACAACAUACUAUAUGCCAUCACUACUUUUCACGCUUGACUUUUAUUCUCCUUCUAUUUCCCCCUUUUUUACUUCACCUUUACAUUACUUUAUUCCGCUUUUACCUUCUCCUAUCUACCCAUUUUACUCCUGGCAUCUCUUACACCGUAUACUAUACUCCAUGCACUGUCUUCUCUCAACUCCACUCCGCGAUACCCACAGACUUCUUCUCCCGCUUUACGCCUUCACUUUACUCUCUGACCAACUUCUUCAUGACUUCUUUUGCUUGUUUUCUCCAGGUUAUUCGGUUCAGAUAG
Messenger RNA from Trichophyton benhamiae CBS 112371, 3387 nucleotides. RefSeq lists its product as uncharacterized. The record is from RefSeq and is a predicted model, not a curated record. Gene Ontology annotation, biological process: intracellular signal transduction; protein phosphorylation; regulation of MAPK cascade. Gene Ontology annotation, cellular component: cytoplasm. Gene Ontology annotation, molecular function: ATP binding; protein serine/threonine kinase activity. Bases 1 to 3387 code for a protein of 1128 amino acids. The transcript is spliced from 6 exons. NCBI's taxonomy places the organism in Eukaryota, Fungi, Ascomycota, Eurotiomycetes, Onygenales, Arthrodermataceae.